Molecule: messenger RNA, 946 nt
Organism: Sphaerulina musiva SO2202
Lineage: Eukaryota; Fungi; Ascomycota; Dothideomycetes; Mycosphaerellales; Mycosphaerellaceae
Product: PTPLA-domain-containing protein
Exons: 2
Coding region: 1-693 (230 amino acids)
Biological process (GO): sphingolipid biosynthetic process; fatty acid elongation; very long-chain fatty acid biosynthetic process
Cellular component (GO): endoplasmic reticulum membrane
Molecular function (GO): 3-hydroxyacyl-CoA dehydratase activity
Source: RefSeq, a predicted model, not a curated record
AUGGAUCGACCAGAAGACUCACAACAGACUGCUCCGGCAGCGUCGAAGGCGGAGCGAAAGCCAUCGCCGUCGAACCCGAAGACCACAUACCUCAUCCUCUACAACUUUGUCUCAGCACUUCUCUGGAGCGUAGUGCUCGGCCGAGUCGUCGUGAUCGGCUCCAUCGUAGGGUGGCAGCAAGUCUUCUUGGGCACCUCAGAGUUUACCAAAUGGACACAAACACUUGCAGGAUUGGAAGUUCUACACGCAGCAACCGGCAUCGUCCGCGCACCUCUCUUCACUACUCUCAUGCAAGUAGCCUCACGCUUCCUCCUCGUUUGGGGCAUCGCUUUCAACUUCCCCAUCCAUACCUCUCGAUCGCCGGCAUACAGUACCAUGCUUCUUGCCUGGAGUAUUACAGAGAUUAUCCGCUAUUCGUACUUCGCUGUCAAUCUCACGCGGGGAAAAGUGCCGGGUUUCAUGACUUGGUUGAGAUAUAAUACUUUCUUUGUGCUGUAUCCUUUGGGGAUCAGCUCGGAGUGUUGGUUGAUCUAUCGGGCAAUUGGACCUGCAUCAUCUUUGAAUAAGGCUUGGGAGUGGGUCCUCAAGUUGAUAUUGUUCGUGUAUGUGCCGGGUGCGUAUGUGCUUUAUACGCAUAUGAUGGCGCAGAGGAGGAAAGUGUUGAGAGGACCGAGGGAGAAGAAAGGCCAGUGAGAUGGAUACUGUGGUGAUCUAGCUACGUGUUUGCAUGUCGAGCUGGUGGAGGUAGGGACAUACAGAACAAAGGCAAGCGAGGAGUCGAAGCGGUUGGGUAUAUGUGUUACAGCAGUGACACUGUGAACAGGCGCUAGGGCAUGUUGCCGACGGCGACACUAGGAGGUAGCAAAAGUAUCCAUUGCGGAUUAGAGUAGACUUGACCUUGUGAUGUAUUAUUAUAUCAUUAUUAUUAUUCCAUCAAAGAAUGCAC